Molecule: messenger RNA, 5370 nt
Organism: Ruditapes philippinarum (Manila clam)
Lineage: Eukaryota; Metazoa; Mollusca; Bivalvia; Venerida; Veneridae
Product: ubiquitin-associated protein 2-like
Cellular component (GO): nucleus; cytoplasm
Molecular function (GO): protein binding
Source: RefSeq, a predicted model, not a curated record
CCGACUGCAGAACAGCUUGCUUUGAACAAUUUGAUCCACAGUAAAGAUUCUACAGCUGAAGAUGCAGAUCUAAAAGAUAAAAUCAAACAGAUAAUGGAUUUGACUUUCUGUUCACAAGAGAAGGCAGAGAUAGCUCUGUAUGACAGUAAAAAUGACAUGGAUAAAGCUGUCAACCAAGUGUUAGAGGGAGGCUCUGAUGAGAGUGAGUGGCGAGAGUCUGGCAAGAAGAAAAAGAAACAAAAGCCAGAGCCUACCCCUGCACCCACAGAAAAUCACAAUGACACCAAACCCGACAGACGAGAUAAUAGAGACAGAAAUGAACGAGAUAAUCGUGACAGAAACAAAGAGGAGAAGGAAAAUGGCGAGCGUAAUUUUCGUGAACAGUCAGACAAUUAUCGGCAGCGUGCCCGUCGUAAUGACAACAGACCUCCAAGGUUAUCACGGGGUCGUGGCAGACCAGACAGAGCUGGAGACAGACCGGAACGUGGUGAAGAGGAGAAUGAAAAAGAUGAUAAUCGUGACAGGGGAUUUGAUCGUGGCAGGGGUCGUGGACGAGGGUUUGGUCCACGACGUGGAAGAGGUGGUGGCAGUGGAGGAGGGAGUGGAGGGACUUUCCGACCAAAUAGAGGUUUUGAAAAUAAGAAUUCCCAGUUUGACAAUGGUCCACAGAUAGAUACAUGGACUAAUGAAACAGCUGUGAUAGGCGAGAAAGAACCAAAAAUAUCUAACUGGGGUGAUUCAAAAGAAGACUGGAAUGAGGAUAUAGAUAGCUGGACUGGAAGUUUGGCAGAAACAAAAGUUUUUACAGCCAGUGGCUCAUCAGCACCAGAACCAACAAAUCCAGUACCGAUAGAGUCAAAUGCACUCUCCAACACGUUCGAUCUCGGAGGAUUAUACCCAAAACAUCUACAAAAUGACAUGAGUGCCGAGGCAAGCUAUAUCAGUCAGUUUAACCAGCAAGCGACGGAGUCAAUCAAGAAUUCUAUAGGGAUUGGAUCUGGACAAAGUUCAUCCCUUCAAAACUCUAUGACCUCACAGACUGCUUCCAAUGUUAGUGCUCUUGUCUCACUACAACAGAAUGCCUUGCAUGAUAAUUUGGGUCCCAGUCUAACAGAAUUGACUGGUAAUAAUUUGACUGGUUCAGGACUUACUGGAAAUAGUUUAAUGGGGACCAGUCUCGGCAAUUCUCUGUCUACCAGUCUGCCGGUGAACAGCCUGACUGGUAGUGCAUUACAUAGUUCCAGUCUGAGUGGCAAUGAUUUAACUGGAAAUAGCCUCACUAGUCUUUCAGGAACCAGUCUAGCUGGUAACAGUUUAACGGGAACCAGUGUUACAGGAAGUGGUUUAUCGUUUAUGACAGGAAGUAGUUUAUCAGCAGGGUCACAGUCUGUUGCUGGUCCCUCAAAUGCCAUUCCAGCAUCAUCGGUGUCCCAAAAUGCAAUGUUACAACAAAGACAGAAGCCUCAAAGAUCAAAGUUACCACCACCAUCAAAGAUUCCAGCAUCGGCCGUUGAGAUGCCUGGUAAUAUGAUGACAACAUUGGACGUUCAGUUUGGUAACCUCGAGUUCGGUUCUGACAGCUCAGCAUUCUCAUUUGGAGGAAAUGAAUCUGUAAAUAGUGCUUUCACUAGUGCUGAUUCUAACAGCACAUCAACUGUAAAUGAUCAUGGCGGUGCAACUGUUGGUCAGGUACAGAAUUUAAGUAAAACUAGCGAGUCACUGAUAUCAGGCGGACUAGAACAAAGUUCUCCCAGGAGCAGUUCCCUAUAUCAGCAGUCACCAUACACGACACCAACCAAACAGAACCCCGCCGAUACUGCUAACUCAAUAAAUUCUCCGCCAGAGUCACUACAAAUGCAGGGAUCUUCAUCGGAUCUGAAAUCCAACCAGCUCAUGGCUGGACAAGCACAACCAGCUUCACUGCCGUCAACGAAAAUUGAUUCAAAUCUUGGUUCUUAUUCAUCUGGUUCAUCAUACCAGUCUACGGGGUACCAGUCACAGAAAUCUUCGGCUGGGUACCAGUCCUCAACUAAACCUGCAGGUUACUCGGGAACUCAGUACCAGUCAGCCCCAAGCCAGAACCAGUCAAAUUCAAGCCAGUUUUCUAGUCAAUAUAGUAGACAGUCUAAUCAGAAUCAGUUUCAGUCUAAUAAUAGCCAAUUUCCGUCUGGUUCUCAGUAUCAGUCUCCUCCAAGUGGGUACCAACCAUCACAAUCAGGGUACCAGUCAGCUCAGUCUGGCUAUCAGUCGAAUCAACAACAGUACCAGUCUGGCCAAAGUCAAUUCCAGAACUUCCAGUCUGGUUCUACAUUCCAGAAUCAGUCUAAUUAUUCCUCUAACCAAUCAAAUCCAAGUGUUUUAUAUCCAACUACUACAUCAACGUCAUAUUCAAGUCAGUCGCCACAAAAUUCACUGUAUUCUCAAAGUUCACGGCCAAAUUCUUACUCUAACCAGUCUUACUUGAACGAGCAUGCGACGGGGGCUGGUUCCUCAUUUCAGACAUCAGUGACACAGUCUAGCUCUGCGUUUAAGGAAACUCAAUCAGGUGCUAGUUCUUUCAGAGACAAUGUUGCUUCCUCAACUAAAACGAGAGACAGUCAGUCGGAUAGUUCGACAUUUAACAGGGACACACAGUCAGCAUCAAGCUUUAGUGAUAGCCAGUCUAUGGCAUAUAAUCGUGACAGUCAAUCUGUGGGUAGUUCAUUUAACAGAGACCCUAGUAGUUCAUUUACACGUGACUCAAAGUCAGCUAGUGGAUCUUAUCCUAGGGAUACGCCCACGACUGACACUGGUGCAUACAGUCGCGAUUCUCAAUCAGCGAGUGCCUCAUAUUCGGGUCGGGAUAGUCAGUCAUCUACGACUGGCUUUCGUGAUACUCAAACAGGUGCCUCUGGGUAUGGAAGCCAGGCAGGCUCGUAUCCAAGGGAGACCAGUCAGUCUCAGACCCAAGCUGGAUAUAGUGCUAAAAAUUAUCGUAACUCUACGGAGGUAACCUCCUUACAGUCCUCGUUUACUGGAAGUAAAUUAGCGGAUAACUUUUCUAAAAUGGGUGUGAAAGAUGGACCAUUGGAUACAAUCCAGUCUUCUAGUUCACAGUUUGAUAGUGUGUCGAGUGCGUCUAAAGCGACAAUAAAUGCAACAUCAUUGACAUCUAGUACAACCUCUUCAGCUAUAUCAUCCACUGGUACGACUGUGAUCAGCAGUACGACAACAAAAAUCUCAACGUUGCCGUCUGCUACAGCUGCUUCAUCCAAAGCCCCACCCAACUUGCCACCAGGUGUACCUUUAAUGGCACAACAGUACAUUAUGGGACAAGCUGGAACCCUGCCUUUCUAUGGUUUACAAGGUCUGCAGGGAUUACAGCAACCCCAGCUGUACAACUUGGAAGAAUUCCAGUAUCUUCAACAGAGAAUGCCACCUCUUGCUACAAGUAACAUGUAUGAUUUACAGCAGGCAACAGCAGCAGGGCUACCAAUCCCCCCUACAACCCUGAACUCUAACAGCACACAACAAACUAUUCCUACAGUGCCAUACUCUGGUUCUAAUGACAGCAGUAAGUUACCGAGAGUGGAUGCACAAUCUCCCACUGGUUCAGUACCAUCAAACUCUCAGCAGUCGGGUAGCGGACAGUCGGCAGCACACCAGCAGCCCUACAUUCAUCUCAACUACAGUUACUAUUAUCCACCAUCACUGAUUCCUGGAGCUGGCUUCCAGUAUCCAAUGAUCCCGAUGCCCCAGGUAACCAAUGCUGCCCACGCCGGCACUCCCGCUAACACACAGUACCAACAGAAAAACUACGGCUCACAUGUACAAUAUGGAACAAAUAAAAUGUAUGACGAUCUGACUGGUCAGUCUAGUGGUGAUUUCUCUAAAAGUCCAUAUGGAACGUCACAGGCACAACCCAAAGCUAACUCAUCAGUGACGGCAGGUUCUGGUUCCAGUGAUAUACAGAUACCUGGCUAUGGUGCCAAAACACAUACACAGGCAUUUGACAAGCAGGGAUUUCAUGCUGGUACCCCACCUCCAUUCAAUCUACAGCAGAUGGCAGCUGGUCAACUGGCAACUGGUACCCAAGCUGGUCCCCUAGGAGCCCCGACUGCAGCGUAUGGUGCACCAUUUGUUCCCAUGAUGACUCAUCAGCCACACUCUCAGAUGCUCCACCAUCCGUUACAGGAUGCAACAUCGUCAAGCCGUGGCAGUCAACAGGCGGGAAGUCACUCUCAGACAAAAACGGCAAGCAAAUCGUACACAGGUUCUAACUGGGGUCCGUACUAGAUUUGACGACUACUAUCAGGACGUACAAAAGAUAAACCAAGCAGUUCAGUUGUGAAUACUUUCGGCUAUAUUUUAUUUCACCAGUGAUUAAAACAAAAAUAUGUUCACAAGUGUUAUAUUAACACCAAAAGAAAAAAGGUUUACGGUUUUUAAAUUGCUUUGUUGAAGGUUUCUUUUUGUUUGUUUGUUAGAAAUUUGAUGCUGUGGCUGACAUUUAGCUGAAAGUAUUUAUAGAUUUAAUGUAGAAAUCUUAUAAAGGGAGAUAAGAGGGUUUUGAAAAUGGUUAUUACUGCUUUGCAACAAAAUUAUGCUGAACUUACCUUUAGAAAAUAUGUCAAGAAAGAAAUGGAAAUAAGAAGUGUGUAAACCUGUGUUUGUAAUUAAAAACAAUAUAAUUAUUUUUGUGAUUAAAAAUGAAUUUCUGUAAAAAAAUGAAGAAGAAAAUUUAGAUUUGCUUAAUGUCACAAAAAAUUUCUAAAUGGCUUUAUAAGUUCAACUACAUUUGUUUGAAUUAUAUUUUUAAAAAAAGAAACUUUAUUUGUGACUGUUGUUGUGUGUAUAUAGACUUCUCUGUUUCUUCUAUUUCUUUCUUUUUUUAUUCAAUUUUUUGUGAUUUAUAAAAGUUUUCCCCACCCACCUGCUUACAAAUAAAAACAGACAGUUACUCUUAAAAUAUAAAUGACAGUAAAUAAAAUAAUAUUCUGUCCAUUCUACUGCAAGAACUGCACUACUUUUGAGCUUUAAGGUGAAAAAGGUUUUUGGACAGUCUAUGUAUAAGUAUUAUUUUGUUUAUAAUGAAUUUGUAUCUUGUCUUUUUUUCUGCCUCCCUGGAUUUGUGGACAUAGUUGUUAUAGUAUAGUAUUGCGCUUACAAUAAUUGGUUUGGUAUUUUGUGUAUAACAGUUAAUUAUUUAUGAAAAAUCAUCUUCAGAUAUUUGAUGGAAUUUUCUGUUUGUUAACUGUAUGAAUUAAGAAAGGGAGAUAUUUCCUUGCAUAUUGAUUCAAGUUAACAGAAGUUGAUAUGAUCAUUCUUUUGACAUGAUUAUUCUUAAGAAAGCCAGAAGUUGCCUUUUUUCUCCCUUUUAAAACAAUGAAU